AUGCCAUCGGCAUUGCUGGUCAUCGGUGUGGCGAUUUUUUCCUACUCGAUUGGACUUGAGCAAGAACUCGAGUCUGCGAAGGAGCAACUGGACACCAUGCCAAGUUGGAAAAAAGAACCCGACAGAAAGUGCCCUGAAAAUAUGGAAUGGACAGACCGCAUGAACGAGGAGAAAAACUGCAACCUGCGGCCGCCGCCGCCUAUGAUCGUUUCUCCGUACGUCCUAGUGUAUAAACAAGGAUGCCAGUGCAAGAAUGGUUUUUAUGAAUCCAAUGGAAGAUGCGUUCCCGAUUGUUCCAAAGAACGAUGUCCGGUUCCCAACGCAAUUCGAUCCAACUGUACGGCAAGACCACAUUGUCAGCCCUCUUGUUUCCAAAAACCGGAGAACUCGUUAUAUAUUUGCUACAAAUCAUGCAUACCUUUCGAGUGUGAAUGCAAAAAUGGUUACAUCCGCGUCGACAACUCCUGGGAAGGUAGCAAAUGCAUUUCUCUUGAAACUUGCAAGAAACUGAAAACACAGUAUGGUUCCACUCUACCACCCAACUUCAAACCAUGAAAUAAGAGUCGAUAAAUUCGUUUCUGCCAGCAAUUGCAUUGGACAUGAACUUUUAAAAUAAAACUUAUUUUGGCA
Molecule: messenger RNA, 630 nt
Organism: Cylicocyclus nassatus
Lineage: Eukaryota; Metazoa; Nematoda; Chromadorea; Rhabditida; Strongylidae
Source: the annotation of a GenBank genome assembly